CUGCGUGCUUACGCAGCACGCACGACCGGGGGUGGGGCAGGCGGCCGGGCGGGCAGCGGAGGCGCGGGGCCUGGUCCCGCGGGCAACCAUGGCCAAGACUGUGGCCUAUUUUUACGACCCAGACGUGGGCAACUUCCAUUACGGGGCUGGGCACCCAAUGAAGCCCCAUCGCUUGGCACUGACCCAUAGUCUGGUCCUGCACUACGGUCUCUAUAAGAAGAUGAUCGUCUUCAAGCCAUACCAGGCCUCCCAGCAUGACAUGUGCCGCUUCCACUCUGAGGACUACAUCGACUUCCUGCAGAGAGUCAGCCCCACCAAUAUGCAGGGCUUCACUAAGAGCCUUAAUGCUUUCAACGUGGGUGAUGACUGCCCAGUGUUUCCAGGGCUCUUUGAAUUCUGCUCCCGUUAUACAGGCGCAUCUCUGCAAGGAGCAACCCAGCUGAACAACAAGAUCUGUGAUAUUGCCAUUAACUGGGCUGGUGGUCUGCACCAUGCCAAGAAGUUUGAGGCCUCUGGCUUCUGUUAUGUCAAUGACAUUGUGAUUGGCAUCCUGGAACUGCUCAAGUACCAUCCUCGGGUGCUCUACAUUGAUAUUGACAUCCACCAUGGUGACGGGGUUCAGGAAGCUUUCUACCUCACUGAUCGGGUCAUGACAGUGUCCUUUCACAAGUACGGAAACUACUUCUUCCCCGGCACAGGUGACAUGUAUGAAGUUGGAGCAGAGAGUGGCCGCUACUACUGCCUCAAUGUGCCCUUGCGGGAUGGCAUUGAUGACCAGAGUUACAAGCACCUUUUCCAGCCAGUUAUCAACCAGGUGGUGGACUUCUACCAACCUACAUGCAUUGUUCUCCAGUGUGGAGCUGACUCCCUGGGCUGUGAUCGAUUGGGCUGCUUCAACCUCAGCAUUCGAGGACACGGAGAGUGCGUUGAAUAUGUCAAGAGCUUCAAUAUCCCUCUACUGGUGCUAGGCGGUGGUGGCUAUACUGUCCGAAAUGUUGCCCGCUGCUGGACAUAUGAGACAUCACUGCUGGUAGAAGAGGCCAUUAGUGAGGAGCUUCCCUACAGUGAAUACUUUGAGUACUUUGCCCCGGACUUCACGCUCCAUCCAGAUGUCAGCACUCGCAUUGAGAAUCAGAACUCACGCCAGUAUCUGGACCAGAUCCGCCAGACAAUCUUUGAAAACCUGAAGAUGCUGAACCAUGCACCUAGCGUCCAGAUUCAUGAUGUGCCAGCAGACCUCUUGACCUAUGACAGGACUGAUGAGGCUGAUGCAGAGGAGAGGGGUCCUGAGGAGAACUAUAGCAGGCCAGAGGCACCCAAUGAGUUCUAUGAUGGAGACCAUGACAAUGACAAGGAAAGUGAUGUGGAGAUUUAAGAGCAGCUGUGUCUCAAGGAAUUCCUUUUUACCUCUUGGUUGAGUGGGAGGGGAAAAGUGUAGGUUCCUUAGCCCCGGACUGGUCACUUUCGGGGCUUUUACCAAUGCUAAGGGAUGGUUUGGAGACCACAACUGGUUCUUAAACCAACUAUCCCCUUUCUUCUCCCUUCCAAGGCCUGACAAUGGUACCUAUUAAGGAUUGUAUGGGACAAGGGUAGCUCUCUCCAGGACAUCUUGAGCAGUGGGCCCUAGGUGCCAGCUACAGCCCCUCUGGCCCCCUUAUUCCUUCCCUGCUUCCCUCCAAUCCAGAGACUUCUAGGGAAAAAGGGGUAAUCAGGACUGAGGUUGCCUCUGACUUCCUCCUCUCCUGGGUUCUCAUACUGCAGUACAGUACAGGUGAAGAGUGAGAGAUCUUAGGGGUCUCUGGCUCCCUAACACCUUAACUCCAGAUGAUGAGACAUACGGUUUUGAUUUGGGGGAGGAUGUGAAAAUAUGCUGUUCUACCUUUUGGCUUUAUGUCCAUUUCACCACUGUUUUUAUUCAAUAAACCAAGUUGGUAUUUUUUGUA
Molecule: messenger RNA, 1943 nt
Organism: Pteropus alecto (black flying fox)
Lineage: Eukaryota; Metazoa; Chordata; Mammalia; Chiroptera; Pteropodidae
Gene: HDAC3
Product: histone deacetylase 3
Exons: 15
Coding region: 89-1375 (428 amino acids)
Molecular function (GO): histone deacetylase activity
Source: RefSeq, a predicted model, not a curated record